AUGUGGCCCAAUAUUAGUGGGGCCCCCUUUUUGCUUACUGGCUUCCCAGGCCUGGAGGCUGUUCAUCACUGGAUCUCCAUCCCCUUCUUUGCAGUGUAUGUGUCUGUAUUUCUUGGCAAUGGCACACUCCUCUACCUCAUCAAGGAUGACCACAGCCUUCAUGGACCCAUGUACUACUUCCUUGCUAUGCUGGCAGGCACAGACCUCACAGUGACGCUGACCACGAUGCCUACGGUAAUGGGUGUCUUAUGGGUGAAUCACCGGGAGAUGAACCACGGGGCCUGCUUCUCGCAGGCCUACAUCAUCCACUCUCUUUCGAUUGUGGAAUCGGGUAUCUUGCUUGCCAUGGCCUAUGACCGUUUUAUUGCCAUCCGCAUUCCUCUGAGGUAUAACUCUAUCCUUACCAAUUCCAGGGUGAUAGAGAUAGGACUGGGGGUACUGUUGAGGGGCUUUUUGUCCCUUGUGCCUCCAAUCCUGGCACUCUAUCAGUUCCCAUACUGUCGGUCCCACGUUCUUUCCCACGCCUUUUGCCUCCAUCAAGAUGUCAUGAAACUUGCCUGUGCUGAUAUUACAUUUAAUCGCUUAUACCCUGUUAUUCUGGUUGCUUUAACUUUCUUCCUUGAUGCUCUGAUCAUUGUCUUUUCUUAUAUCUUAAUCCUGAAGACAGUUAUGGGCAUUGCCUCCGGGGAGGAGCAAGCUAAAGCUCUCAACACUUGUGUUUCCCAUAUUAGCUGUGUCCUGGUAUUUUACAUCACUGUGAUUGGCCUGACUUUCAUCCAUAGGUUUGGGAAACAUGCCCCUCACGUAGUUCAUAUUACAAUGAGCUAUGUUUAUUUUCUAUUUCCUCCAUUCAUGAACCCCAUUAUAUACAGCAUCAAGACCAAGCAGAUUCAGAAAAGCAUUGUUUGUCUAUUUUCUGGGCACAGGAGGGCUUGA
Messenger RNA from Nycticebus coucang (slow loris), 936 nucleotides. Its product is annotated as olfactory receptor 51B2-like. Bases 1 to 936 code for a protein of 311 amino acids. Gene Ontology annotation, cellular component: membrane. Gene Ontology annotation, molecular function: G protein-coupled receptor activity; olfactory receptor activity. Gene Ontology annotation, biological process: G protein-coupled receptor signaling pathway. The transcript has a single exon. The record is from RefSeq and is a predicted model, not a curated record. Lineage: Eukaryota; Metazoa; Chordata; Mammalia; Primates; Lorisidae.